AUGGGUAGCUUAUCUUCAAGCUGGCGCCGGAGCCGUCCGGGAACCUUGAUCAGCUCAAGUUUUCUUUCUGUUAUUCAGAAAUUUGUCUCAAAUACAAGAACCAUAGAAUGUAAAAUAUUAAGUUUUAUGUAUGUUUAUCUUCCAGGCUAUGUGAUUAUAAGCCUUCAAGUUCUAUUAUCAACUAGGAUGCAGUUUGAGUAUUUUAAGAUGGCAUAUGAUACAUUGCACUUGUCACUGAUGGACUCCUUCUAUCAUCAUUAUUUUUCACUAAUACAAUCAACAUUUGACAAUCUCAACCUGUUAUUGGAUGGUCUACCUGGAGCCUUUGUUACUGCACUUCUUCUGGGGGCACAGGAAUUAGGCUACAUCUUAGUAGCAAAGAGCACAGGAGUUAAGCUUGGUGUUCCAUUCUUUGUUCCCAGUUGGCAGAUAGGCUCUUUUGGUGCCAUAACAAGGAUCAAAACUAUUGUUCCCAAGCGUGAAGACCUUCUGAAGGUUGCAGCAGCUGGACCUUUAGCUGGCUUUUCCUUGGGUUUUGCCCUAUUCCUUCUAGGCUUCUUCUUGCCACCGAGCGAUGGUAUUGGAGUUGUUGUUAAUGCUUCUGUGUUUCACGAAUCAUUUCUUGCUGGGGGUGUAGCAAAGCUUCUUCUAGGUGAUGUACUGAAGGAAGGCACUCCUAUAUCAGUUAACCCACUUGUAAUUUGGUCAUGGGCUGGACUUUUCAUCAAUGCCAUCAACAGCAUCACUGCAGGUGAGCUAGAUGGAAGGCGAAUCUCCCUUGCAAUAUGGGGAAGAAAGGCUUCAUCUCGCUUCACAUCAAUCUCCAUUGGGCUACUUAGACUCUCUUCAUUGUUCAAUGAUGUGGCAUUUUACUGGGUUGUUCUCAUAUUUUUCUUGGAGAGGGGGCCAAUUGCUCCACUCUCUGAGGAAAUCACUGAUCCUGAUGACAAGUAUAUUGCCCUUGGAGUUUUAGUUUUGAUCUUAGGAUUGCUUGUAUGUUUACCAUAUCCAUUCCCUUUCACAUAUGACUCCUUUAAUACAGAUUUUCAGUGAUAAUACACGAUCAGACCUGCCUUGGAGUCCUUUCUUUGGAUGAUUUUCAGAGGAAAUGGCUGUCAUUACAAAUUGAUAGUGAUAUACAAAAUUACAAAUUGUCUUGUAAAGUGGCUGUCAUUACAUGAUAGUGGUAUAGAAUGAAUAAUUUUGAUAUUGAUGGAUGGUUAUUUCUGAAUUGUAUUUCACAAUGGCGGAUCUUGACGGUUGAUUUCGGAUUCAAUCAAUAUUAUACUGGAUAACUUUGCAAGACAGAAUCUUCAUUUAGGCUAACAGACAAAUUGUCUGAUUGCCUGGUCAAAGGCUUAAAAAAAAUAGAUAGCCAGCCAUGGGAAAGGGACAGUGAAUGUUGCUCUUAAAUAAUCAAUGGUGAAGAAAAAUGUAAAAUCAAGUGACCUUUG
Durio zibethinus is the source of this 1454-nucleotide messenger RNA. Its product is annotated as putative zinc metalloprotease EGY2, chloroplastic. Lineage: Eukaryota; Viridiplantae; Streptophyta; Magnoliopsida; Malvales; Malvaceae. The record is from RefSeq and is a predicted model, not a curated record. Gene Ontology annotation, biological process: proteolysis.